AUGGCCUACCGCUGCUCGCAUCCAGAGGUUGAGAUCAAGGCCCUCGAUAUCUUCAACACCGAAUCCGAUAGAGGCCAGCAUAACACCCUCCUAGAUCUCCUCGAUGUGUACCCUGACAGAGUUGUAUGGGCUCCGAAGCUGGAUCACGCACGACUGGUUGAACACUUUCGUCGGAUGGAAAGCACACCAUCUAGGAGGAAUGAUGUCCCUCCACUGCGUAUAUUGCAAGUGUCACUUGAACGAUUCGUUCUUCAGGCGCUCAUCGACAUCGCAGUUUCGUCGAAGACCUCACUUACCUCAGCGAAGAUGAUGAUUCAGAAUUGCACACCGACACGACGGCAUACUGGAUGCACCAGCGAUUCGGGCCCAGAUGGACUAUACCGCUUCAGUUCCGGUCUAGGAGCUCGCAUGAGCCGCGUCUGGUUCUCGCACAGUCUUCGCACAGAUAGGUCCUCUGUCUAUGUUAUCCACUCGUGUCCGGAGAAGGCGAAAACCGCCAUUCUUCAAAGCACGCGCGAUGAGAACCGACAGAAACUCCUACGACCGCUGGCCAUCGACGCCUUCCUUGCAGAAGAUAGGUUGGAUGAGUGGGGAAGGGAUUCAAUGGCUCCGCGGGAUGAACUUAUCCAAUAUGAGAAUAGCAAAUUUUCAUUGUACAGUGCGACACAGGUAGCGAUGGCGGUAGAAAACCUUCACGCGCUUUCGCAGCUCCUGCACGUUAUCAAAGGCCACCUCAACGAUCUUCACGAACGAUUACGGUACCUGAUCAAAGUACACCAGCGUCUUCAACAUCUCACAUCCCGCCGCCGUCCUCCAUAUAGCUCAUACCCAGGGUCUUUCGAAGUCGAAUUCGAUAGAGACGGGGCUGACGACGAAGACCAAUACACGGAUUCUGUCCUGGACUCGCUCGAAUUCAUGCAGUCACAAACGGCCGGGCUUAUACGCUGGAUAAUCAACUACAUCGAACGUACAGGGAUUCGUAUCAACUUAUUCUUCAACAUAGCCACCCAGACGGACAGUAAAAUCAAUCUGGACAUUGCCCGACUCACAAGCAAGAUUGCCGUCAGCACCCAGAGGGACAGCUCAUCGAUGAUAACAAUGGCUGCGGUGACAAUGUUCUUUCUGCCUGGAACAUUUAUCUCUGCUCUGUUCAGCAUGGUAUUUUUCAACACGCAGGAAGACGGAGCCUUGACAUUAUCCAAACAAGCGUGGCUCUUCCCAGCCAUCACAAUCCCGCUUACAAUCGUCAUUUUUGCUCUCUGGCUCUUGUGGCAGCGGUACCGAAGUCGCAUAGACGCAAAGUCUCUGGGCCUGGAGAACCGGCUGACUCUUUUUGACGACACUCAUGGUACAUCGGAGAAGGAUUUAGAAGCUUUGUUGGGUUAA
This is a messenger RNA of Psilocybe cubensis, 1386 nucleotides long. RefSeq lists its product as uncharacterized. Bases 1 to 1386 code for a protein of 461 amino acids. The record is from RefSeq and is a predicted model, not a curated record. The transcript has 6 exons. NCBI's taxonomy places the organism in Eukaryota, Fungi, Basidiomycota, Agaricomycetes, Agaricales, Agrocybaceae.